Molecule: messenger RNA, 2192 nt
Organism: Trichomycterus rosablanca
Lineage: Eukaryota; Metazoa; Chordata; Actinopteri; Siluriformes; Trichomycteridae
Exons: 9
Coding region: 99-2105 (668 amino acids)
Source: RefSeq, a predicted model, not a curated record
GAUUAGAGAGGAGAAAUUACAGGACAUAUUAUCCAUCAGCAUCAUCGGACACCAGCUCUAAAUUAUUGUGGGGCUACUUAUAACAGACACGAUCCAACAUGGAGAUGCUCAGGGUUGUGGUCUUCAGCAUGUUGCUGUGUGUAGGUUUCUCUGAGACUCUGAAUGCCAGGACUGAUAAGCUUUUUCUGGGUGAGGGUUAUUCCAUUCCAUUGCCAGUGGGCAGCGCUGAGGUGGUCUUUCAGCCCAGGAUUGGUCCAAGAGGCAGGGAACUGGAGAUGAUAAAGGCUGGCAAAGUGGUGAGUCAUCGGGUCAAACUGAACGAGGAGCUGAACAUCCUGCUUCUGGAGAAUGUCGGAGAGAGCGAUGAAGGACUGUACAUCGUUAAAUCCACAGAAAACCCUGAGGAUGUCAAGAACUUUUAUCUCAUCGUCAGAGACUGUACGGUUGAAGGGAAUGUAAAGUAUGGAGACAACUUUCAACUGACCCUGCCCGAGAAAUCCAUCCCUAUUGGGGUAGAAUUUCGCCCCAGUGCUGUGGAGGCCAAUCAGACUUCUCAUCCAGCCCAAGAACUGCUAAAUCGUAAUGGAAAUUUUCAGGAUGGGUAUGAAAAUCGCAUUAUUGUGACUGAGAAGAACUUCGUCCUGCGGGCUGUAACUGGGACUGAUGAGGGAAGCUACACCAUCACUAAUUCCAGUGGUAAAGUCAGCAACAAGGUCUGCCUUAAUGUGAUAGAGCAUCAGAACUUUGUGACCGUUCAGCCUGGAGAAAUGUUCACUUUUACUCUGCCAAUAAACAGUUCCACUGCCCAUCUGACCUACUCUUCUGACUCCAGUGGAUCUGAAAAAACCUGGGUAAUCAUGGAGAGGGGCGAGUUAAACCUGCCACCUCAGCUGGAAGGACGGUUUAGCGUGGAGGACUUUUCAUGUACACUUAAGGAGGUGAAGGCCAGCGACAAAGGACUGUUUCAGAUCACGGACCAACAGGGCUUCCUAGUGUCCAAAUACCACCUGAAAGUGGAACCAUACAGCCUGCCAAACCUUUUUCUGGUCCUGAUUACUAUGGUGGCCUUAGUGGUGGUGCUGCUCUUUGUGUGUUUGGUAUCUUGUAUAGUGAAGGUACGCCGAAGAGCAGCAAAAGCCAGAGCCAUUGAGAAGAUUGCAAAAAAUGCUGGAAAUGAUGAAGGAGAUGCCUUUAGAAAGGUGGUAGAGAAUGUCUAUACCCGUCACAACGAGGAAGCGCCAACUUCACAGAAAGAAGAUAUCACAGAGAAAUCACAGAGCACUGAAGUCAGCAUUAAGGGUCUGGAAGUCUCUGCCAAGGACACAAGUAUCAAUGAAAAGAAUUUGGAGACCAGCGACUCUGGAGUGGGCAUUGAAAACACGGCUGGGCUCCCACUGGACAGCGAUACUGAAGCACCAACAGCACCCAUUACGGAGACUGAUUUCCAGACCUCCUCUGAAGCUCCUGAUACCAAACCUACUGCUAAUGAACAGCCCAAACUUACUCUUACCUCCCCUCCUAAACCAGCUUUAACUCCUGAAGCAAAGAAAGAAACACCAGUGCCCGAAGCUCUAAAACCAUCUCCUGAACCUAAACUUUCUGUAACACCCACACAGGAAACCAAAACAGCAAUCUCACCUAUACCUGAGUCCAAACCAAGCUUGAGUCCAUCUCCAGUACCCAAGCCUGCAGUGACACCUGAGUUGAAACCAACGGUCAGUUUAACCCCUGAUGCCAAACCGCCCCCUAGUCCCGAACCUCCCAAAGCUGUGACACCAACACCUGAACCCAAACUUGCCUCCACUCCUACUAAGGUAGCAGUUCCUGAUCCUACACCAACCAAACCAGCAACCUCCCCAACACCACCUGCUGCAAUCCCAUCACCAGCAACAUCCAAGCCUGCUCUGUCUCCAUCUCCAGAUCCUAAACCAUCUCUCUCGCCCACUCCAGACCCAAUGCCAACCACCAAUGGUACCCUUGAGUCCAAGCAAGACAUAGGAGAGAAAACCCCAGAUACUGAGAAAAGCUCAGUAAAAGCAGCUCAUGAGGCUUCACCCAGCAAGGGUACUCCUGCUGGAGGUCUGGAGGAAACUACCACCACUUGAGGUUCAAACCACUGCCAGUAUUCUGCUCCCUCCAUGAUGUCUAUACCAUCGCUGACAAUCGAGACAUAACAACGAGCAAGAACCUAA